CCCCCCUGGCUGUGCCCCUCUCGUCCCUCUGUCCCUCCGUGGGGCCGGACACCCGUGCCCAUGUCCUGUUCCCUCCGGGAGCCCCCUCAGCGCGGGGUCAAACAUUAACCAGAGCUGUGCAGGGGCCAGCUGUCCCUGUCACCCCCCGCCACGGCCCCUGUCCCCCCUCCCCGUCCGAGUGGGCACCUGGCCACAGGUGCUGCGUGGCAGGGUGACAUCAGCGGGGACACGGGGGGAUAAAAGGGCCAGCACGGCGGUGGCAGCAGCGGCACCAAGGAGCCGGCGUGUCAGGCAGCGUCCCCUUGUCUCGCCGUGUCCCCGUGUCCCUGCCCGAGGAAGUAGGUGAGUGGGGACGGGGAGCUGCAGGUGUGUGACAAACGGGUGUGUGACAAACAGGUGUGUGACAAAUGGGUUCGUGACAAAUGGGUGUGUGUGUGACAUGCGUGUGCAAUGGUUUGUGCAAGGCUGCAGGUGUGCAGGACUGGGACACGGGGUGUGCAGGGGUGGGAGUGUGCAGGUGUGUUCAGGUGUGUUCAGGUGCAUUCAGGUGUGCACAGGUGUGUGUGUGAUGUGUGUUCAGGUGUGCAGAUGUGCGCAGCUAUGCACAGGUAUGUGUGUGAUGUGUGUUCAGGUGUGCAGAUAUGCGCAGCUACGCACAGGUGUGUGUGAUGUGUGUUCAGGUGUGCAGCUGUGCACAUCCACGUUCAGGUGUGUGUGAUGUGUGUUCAGGUGUGCAGCUGUGCACAGCCGCGUUCAGGUGUGUGUGAUGCGUGUUCAGGUGUGCAGCUGUGCACAUCCACGUUCAGGUGUGUGUGAUGUGUGUUCAGGUGUGCAGCUGUGCACAGCCGCGUUCAGGUGUGUGUGAUGCGUGUUCAGCUGUGCAGCUGUGUGCGUGCUCCAUGUGCGAGCGCGCCCUGUCCCGUUCCCACCCCGCUGUCACCCCGCUGUCGCUGUCACAGCCAUGUCCCCGCACCGGCCGCCGCUGCUGUUGGUGGCCUGCGCUGUGGUGGCGCUGCUGCCGCUGCGGCCCUGCGCGGCCCCGGUGCAGCCCGCCUACCCCGGCGACGACGCGCCCGUGGAGGACCUGCUGCGCUUCUACAACGACCUGCAGCAGUACCUGAACGUCGUCACGCGCCCGCGGUAUGGCAAGCGGGCAGGUGGGCGAGCGCUGGGCCAGGAGCCCCUGGGAGCCCCAGGCUGCUGA
Serinus canaria (Common canary) is the source of this 1204-nucleotide messenger RNA. Its product is annotated as pancreatic hormone-like. The coding region runs from base 962 to 1204 and encodes 80 amino acids. Gene Ontology annotation, molecular function: neuropeptide hormone activity; neuropeptide Y receptor binding. Lineage: Eukaryota; Metazoa; Chordata; Aves; Passeriformes; Fringillidae. Gene Ontology annotation, cellular component: extracellular region. Gene Ontology annotation, biological process: neuropeptide signaling pathway; feeding behavior. The record is from RefSeq and is a predicted model, not a curated record. The transcript has 2 exons.